Molecule: messenger RNA, 366 nt
Organism: Babesia ovata
Lineage: Eukaryota; Apicomplexa; Aconoidasida; Piroplasmida; Babesiidae
Product: cwf18 pre-mRNA splicing factor, putative
Exons: 2
Coding region: 1-366 (121 amino acids)
Source: RefSeq, a predicted model, not a curated record
AUGGAGGACAAGCUGAAGUCGCUCGUCUUCAACUAUUAUGUGCCGAAAGACGAUAAUUUGAAGCGUUUAGUGCGCAGCAAUUUGGAAGACUACCGCAAGAUAGAGGAGGAAAUCGACGCUGCCAUUGACAAGACCAUCGAGGAAUACACAAGCAAGGACGUGCUGUCGCUCGUACUCCCUAGCAAACAAAACUGGGAUCUCAAGCGCAAUUUACAGGAAUCACAGCAGUUACUAGCGAUGAGGACUGACAUGACAAUCAUGAAAUUGCUUCAAGCUGGCAGUACCAAGGAGGAAAUAAACCCCGCCAUGAUGGUCCAGUUCAAUCAGAACGGCAUGGGAAGAGAUCUAGAGCAGGAAGACUUCUAA